UUUUUAAUUCUUAAAACAAAUCGAUUUUAUUUUAUUUUUAUUCUUUAAUUAGGAUACAAAUUAUUUUGUUUAUUAGAAUUGAAUUUGAUGGAUAAUAAGAUCAAAGUGGAAGAAGAUGUUGAUAAACCAGAUUGGAGAUUAACGUUUUCGAGUGAAUCUAGACAAAAAAUUGUUGCAAAGGUAGAGGCAUCUUUAUGGAAGUGUAUUUCCAAUCCAUCUCCGGAUAAAUUUCAAGAGAUCAAGGAUGCCGCUGCAAAAUUUGAGGACAAGAUGUUCAGUAUUGCAACCAGCACGGAAGAUUAUGUCCGUAGAAUAACGACAAAGAUGCUCAAAGUGAACAAGACCACCCCGACUGGAGAAGCUAGUUCUUUACCAUCAAACUCAUCUUGCAGUAGCCAAAUUACUGAUUCGGCUUCUCACAGCGUGCAAUCUCAAGUAAGAAACCAGUCAAAGUCGUCACCAGUUCCCAUGGCUAAUCAAUCUCAACCCACACAACAGAGGCUGUUAUUAAAUAAUAUGGAAAAUUCCAUGUCUUCUCCAGGAAUCCAGAAUUCUGGGAAUUUGGUGUCUCUUCCUUUAGGAACAUGUCUAACUGAUAACCCAGUGGCUAAUAGUCUAGGGCAAAGCUGUGAGAUGCAGAUCACUCCAGGAAUGUCACAAACACAAAAUACAUUUUCAAGUUCACAGAGACGGGUUCAUGAAAGGCAACAUUUGCAACAGGUUGUUGCCCAACAGCAUCUGCAGUCCCAAAAUCAAAAUCACUUUGUACUUCAGCAGCAGUUUCAACAUCCGGGUAUGAUGAAACAUAGAGGAAAUAUUCAAACUCAUUCAAUGCACCCACACGAUCCACAACAGCAGCAGCAUAAUCUAAUGCAGCCAAUUCAGACGUCAUCAAGUCAACAGCAAACACAAUCUCCAAUGGUACAAUCGGCUACACAAACUGGGGUCGUACAAAACCAACAAUCUUCUGCUCUUCAGCAACAUUCACAGUCAGUUCAAUGGCAACAGCAAUCACAACGUUCUUUACACGAACAACAAGCUUCAAUGGCUCAACCAAUCAUGGUCUCAUCUCAGCAGAAACAACAGCUAAUUGGGAAACAAACUGAUGAAAGGAACUUUCAACAUAAUCAGCCUUUUGGGCAGCCAAACAGUAUAAUGGAACUGCAGAAACAACAACGACAGAAGUGGCUUGGACAGCAAACUAAUUCUUCAAGUAUGCAACAUCAACAGCAGGUAAUGUCUCAGCAAAACGACAUCUCAAGGUUUCAUCAGCAGACGUUGGGGCUGCAGGGAAAUGUAUCUGGACUAAAGCAGCAGCAGCAAUUUGGAAACCAAUCCGGUGUCUCAAAUAUGCAGACCCAUCAGCAGUCGAUGCACAGCUUGCAUCAGGCUAAAUCUGCAACACAUCAGCAAUCACAACAAACAUCUUCGAUGUUGUUAUCGUCGCCAGGGAAGCAAGCACAAUCUUCGAGACAGCAACUAAUGGUUCAGAGUCAACAACAAAAACAAAUGCAACAACAACUGGCAUUGGAAAACAAGUCAAACUCAUUUCAAAGAGGAGCGCUUCAACAUCAGAAUUCUACUGAAUGGCAAAGGCAAUUACUUCAAUUACAACAAGGUCGUCCUGAGCCCUCAUCAACAUCAACAGAUACAAUGGGUUUAAGAGGAUAUUCAAGCGUCAGUGGUGAUGUGCAAGAUGAAGUCCUUAACAAGGUUAAAUUCAUGAUGGAAACAUACCUUCCUCAGUUGAAUGAAAUAAUUCACCGGAUCAAUAUUAAACUUCAGCAGGCGAAGCCUGAAGAGAUUGAUAUUCUCAAAAGGUACAAAGAGUAUGGGGAGAAAUGUCAACAUUUCUUGCGGAUGCCACUAGUUGGUUCUCGUCAAUUGUCUCUGGAAAAGCUGAUUCCUUACGAGAAACAGAUUCUUACUUUUAUCAGUAUGCCAAACAUUAGAAAAGUUCUUCAAUUACCCGGUCAACAGUUGUCGCAAUCACAAAUGACUCAAUUGAAGCAUCAACACAACAACCAAAUGAUCAACAAAUCACAGAUGCAACCAAGAACCUUGAGAAAUCCACAGGCAGCAACAAUGCAUCAAAAUGCUGUGGCAACCAUGCACCAGCAUGGCUCAAUGUCUUUGUCAAACCAAGUGGGAAUUUCAUCAAAUCAUCCUUCAAACAUGAUAAAUUCACUUCAGCAUAAUCCUGCUCUCGAGUUAGGUCAAGGAAACUGUCUUACCUCAUCGCAGCAAGGUGGUGCUUCUGUUGGAGGACCUAUGCAGAAAACUAUAAUUAAUGUAUCUCAACAGGCGGCAAAUACCUUGUCCCAGAAUAAUACGAGUUUAUUACCGUCAAACAUGAUCCAGCAUCAGCAAUCGAGACAACAGCAGGAUCAUAACAUGACAAGUCAAGAACACCAGCGUCAGUUAAUGCACCAAUCAGAGCAACACAUGCUUAAGAACCAACAAUUACAACGGCAACAAAAGUUACAGCCUACACAUUCAUUGCCACUGCCACAACAUCAUACACAGAUGAGUGAAAUAGGCGAAACAAAGGUCAGAUCGAACAUAUUAGGAACAACAAUUCAGCAGCAUCUUACACCAAGUCAAGAUGCAGCAAUGUACAAUCAUCGACAGAUUAAAGCGGGGUCCAGUCAUGUUUCUUCGCCUCAAUUACUUCAAGCUGGGUCCCCUCAAAUAUCUCAGAAUUCUUCGUCAUUGAUAGACCAUCAGAAUGUGCUAUCAUCAUUGCCAAAAUUAGGAACACCUUUGCAAUCGGUAAAUUCACCUUCAGUUUGCCUUUCUCCUUCUACACCUGUGUCUUCAUCUCCCUUACCGGGGAAACCGGAAAAGCAGACCGCUGCUCUAUCUUCACUUUCAAAUGCUGGCAACAUUGGACAGGCACCAGCACAGGUUUCAUCAUUACAGCAAAUAGCACAGUCUAUUGCUAUUGGCACCCCAGGGAUAUCAGCGUCUCCCUUGCUUGAGGAUUAUAUUAAUGCAGAAGGCAAUCAGGACGCUGGUACUGCACCUAUAAUCAUACCUGAGAAGCCAGUAUUAACACCUACAGAACGACUAUUAAAAGCGGUGAAGUCAAUUUCAUCUAAAGCAUUGAGUGCCUCGGUGGACGACAUUGGUUUGGCAGUCAGUAUGGUCGAUGGAUUUGCAGGAUCACGACCUGGGGAAGGAGCUAGAUACUCUGUUCCUGAAGACUUAGUGGCUAUGGCAGGGAUGCAUGUUAAAGCUAUGAACUUUGAUCUAAUAGAUGACAGUUCGUUAAAAAAGAAACUGAAACGGUGCUAUUCAACUGAAAGCUCUAAAAAUGCUAUGCCAUCGGAUUAUACUGAAAAUGAUAGCUCCAAGAAGGUAAAUGGUUCCGAGACAUCUGAACAACUAAGAUCAACUGCAACAUCUGGAAUCAAGAGAUCAAGACUUGAGAUGGGUCGUGCCCUUCAGGAAGAAAUCGGUGAGAUAAACUAUAGGCUAAUCAAUACAGUAUUGGACAUCAGCAGUGAAGAUAUGAAUCUGACGUCAGCCGUAGGUGAUGAUGUUGAAGGAAGGAUUGUCAAUUGUACAUUCCACCCAAUAGGCAGUUCAGCUGAAAUGUUUCCUGUUCUACCUAUACGGUUCCUAGUCUCUGCAAAUUAUCCCUACUGCUCCCCUACGUUAAUAGAUAAGUUGUCUGGCAAUCAGAGUAACGAGUACGAAAAUCUACUGACAAAAGCAACAACAAAGUUCAAUACAUCCCUCCGCUGCAUGUCCGAACCAAUUUCACUCAAAGAGAUGGCUAAGAGUUGGGAUUCUUGUGCCAAUGCAGUUUUUCUUGAGUAUGCCCGGCAGAAUGGAGGAGGAAGCUUUAGCUCUAGAUACGGUACUUGGGAAAAAUGUGUUGAUGCUGUUUGAUUCACUGGAAUGUUGGAAGUGAUUGGGAAUAAUAGAUACAGAUCGUUAGCAAUGUCGCUGCAUUUGCUGUUGUUUACCCCGACAUAUCAGUUCUUUAGUACAAUCAUUUGUAUAAUCAAUAAUCCUGUGAAAGAAUGUAAAAUGAGUUAUACAGAUUUAUACAAGGAGAAGACAACAAGUGUAAUUCUUAUCUGUAAAUUCCUUGUCAUUGUGGCAAUUUAUUCAGCUGCGCCAAUUUUGAUA
Molecule: messenger RNA, 4140 nt
Organism: Papaver somniferum (opium poppy)
Lineage: Eukaryota; Viridiplantae; Streptophyta; Magnoliopsida; Ranunculales; Papaveraceae
Product: mediator of RNA polymerase II transcription subunit 15a-like
Exons: 12
Coding region: 88-3897 (1269 amino acids)
Biological process (GO): regulation of DNA-templated transcription
Molecular function (GO): transcription coactivator activity; chromatin DNA binding
Source: RefSeq, a predicted model, not a curated record